Malus domestica (apple) is the source of this 787-nucleotide messenger RNA. RefSeq names its product NADPH:quinone oxidoreductase-like. Gene Ontology annotation, cellular component: cytosol. NCBI's taxonomy places the organism in Eukaryota, Viridiplantae, Streptophyta, Magnoliopsida, Rosales, Rosaceae. Gene Ontology annotation, molecular function: oxidoreductase activity; FMN binding. The record is from RefSeq and is a predicted model, not a curated record.
UAUUCUGUUUCUGUUGUUGCGUGGACAGGAGCUAUAAAACUUUCAACAAAAAGCAAAAAUGGAGGCGGCGGCAGUUGCAGCGACCAAACCGUUGAUCAAAGUGGUGGCUAUCUGUGGGUCCGUCCGUGAAGGUUCCUACAACCGCGGACUCAUUCGUUCUGCGAUUGAGAUAAGCAAGUCGUCAAUGAGCGGCGUGGAAAUAGAGAACGUGGACAUAUCGAAGCUGCCAUUGCUGAACACAGAUCUGGAGGGAAAGGGAACUUUUCCACCUGUCGUCGAAGCAUUUCGUCAGAAGAUCCGAGAAGCUGAUAGCAUUCUCUUUGCCUCACCUGAAUACAAUUACUCCGUCUCGGCACCGCUAAAGAAUGCACUUGACUGGGCAUCAAGACCCCCAAAUGUUUGGGCUGACAAGGCUGCUGCAAUUAUAAGCGCUUCAGGAGGCUCUGGCGGUUCACGAUCCCAAUACCAUCUUCGCCAAAUUGGAGUCUGCCUUGACCUUCAUUUCAUCAACAAGCCAGAGUUCUUCCUGAAUGCAUUUCAGCCCCCUGCAAAGUUCGACGAGAACAGCAACUUAAUUGAUGCACAGACCAAGGAGAAUUUAAAGAAAGUUCUUCUUUCCUUGCAGGCUUUUACUUUGAGACUCCAAGGAAGAUAGUUUAUCAGCUCAUCUGUGAGAUUCAUUUCUCAUACUAUUUAAGUUGUUAGUAAAUGGAGAUGAAAAAUAAUGUGAGAUGCCUUCAACUAUUUGAAGAGAAAUUUAAAUGACAUUCAUUCCGUUUUUCCUUUU